Molecule: messenger RNA, 909 nt
Organism: Dermacentor andersoni
Lineage: Eukaryota; Metazoa; Arthropoda; Arachnida; Ixodida; Ixodidae
Source: RefSeq, a predicted model, not a curated record
UAGGUUGGGCUGGCAAACAAACAGAACAUUUUUGUAUUCUCUAAAACCUACAGAACACUUUGGGAACGCCAUGCAGCUCGUUGUGCACGUCAUGUAUGAUUCUGAUCUUGGCAGACAACACAGCUUUGUGACAGAUAAAAUGACAAAGGAAGAAAACAUAUCAGCCUACUUCCAUGAUUUAUUUCAAAAGGUGGAAGGUGCUUUCCUUAAUCUUUCAGUAAAUAUAAGCCUCACGAUUGCAAGCGUAUUUCAGAAUAACAAUCUGUCGGUACGGUUAAAGGCAUCGACACGAAAGGUGCUGCUAGAUCGCCAAAAGACACUGGAAAAAGUAAAAGACUACGGCCAACCUAAAACUGGCAAAAAUAUGGAAAUCUAUUACUAUUUCGUUUCGCACCCAUUGGUUGACAGCCCCUCUGAGCGCUACAGCAGCGAUGCUGCCACAGGAGCCUUUGGGACGUCUUUCACCUUUUGUACCCGAUUGAAGGAAAAGGCUGAUUUGUUCUCUCAAAGAGAAAAGCAGGAGCACAACAAACCUUAUAAUGAUGUCAACCAAUGGAACGUUUUGCACCAACGAAUCAAAUGCAGCUGUAGUGAGGCAUUCGUUUAUGAACAGAAAUUUUUAUUGGAGAGCAGCAAUAGCAACGGCUUAUAUACUUGGCGCCAAACCGAUUCCUUUUUUUGUAUCCCUUAAGCCAGGGAACCUCAGCGAAGUGAAAAACACAAUGUCACGCUGCCUAAGAGUUCAUCCGGAAGAAAACAAAGAAAAUGGAUAUAAGCAUGGCAUGGAGGAAUACACAGAAGCUGAAAACGGAGCUGCUACAGUUGCGUCAUGCUAACAGCAGAGUGAUAAGAAUGCGUUGAAUAUGUAAUUUUCUUAAAAUAAAAGGAAAUAAAUAGUUUUAAUUAACA